AUGGAGGACCAGCCGAAGGACCGUGAGACUGAGGUCGCCGGGCCCCGGUUUUCUAAGUGGGAGCGCCAGUGCCUUGCCGAGGCGGAGCAGGCAGAGCAGCUGUCCCCGGAGCUGCAGGAGGAGGCGGCUGCUGAUGCGGCGGGGCUCAAGAUCGAGCAUCAGAGACUCUGGCACCUCUUCCAGAUCUCAGCCACGGCAGUGGCCCAGCUUUACAAAGAUUCCGGGUGCCAGCAGCCAGGACUCUCUAUGUGGGACCCUUUCCAGAAUGCGGCCAUGGCUGUGACCAGCCUCUACAAAGAGAGCGGGGAUGCCUACCACAGAAGUUUUGAACUGGGUGUCCAGGUUGGCUACCAGCGUCGUGUGAGAGAGGUGCUGGAGUGGGUGAAGAAGGGUAGGAGCAUCAUUCGCCGGGAAGACCUCAUAAGCUUCCUGUGUGGCAAAGUUCCCCCGACCCCUCCACCUCCACGUACCUCCCGGACGUCCCCGAGGUCACCCACGGCUGCCUCCACUCAAGCUGCUGCCAGUGAGUCCAGCACACCUGUGGAGGUCGACCUACAGCCCUUCCACGAGGCCAUUGCUCUCCAUGGCCUCAGUGGCGCCAUGGCAAGUAUCAGCAUGCGAUCUGGGGCUCCUGGUUCCUCAUUUCAAGAUGGAGGUAUUGCCAGCAGUGGACGUCGGAAAAGUAGCUUCCUCGAAGAUGAUCCGAACCCCUUGAACUCAGAAGAACUGGCUCUCCGGCUGGACAGUGGGGGGGUCCGCAAGCGCACCUCCGCCCAGUUUGGUGAUGGUGCUACAGACUCUCCAUUCCACAAGCGCAACCGAAUGGUCUAA
Molecule: messenger RNA, 831 nt
Organism: Apodemus sylvaticus (European woodmouse)
Lineage: Eukaryota; Metazoa; Chordata; Mammalia; Rodentia; Muridae
Gene: Hapstr2
Product: HUWE1 associated protein modifying stress responses 2
Exons: 1
Coding region: 1-831 (276 amino acids)
Source: RefSeq, a predicted model, not a curated record